Messenger RNA from Spodoptera exigua (beet armyworm), 4442 nucleotides. The record is from the annotation of a GenBank genome assembly. Lineage: Eukaryota; Metazoa; Arthropoda; Insecta; Lepidoptera; Noctuidae.
GAUGACGUGACGUUUACGAAAGUGGCUGAACUGAACAGAGCGCUAGGUACAACAAGUGGACGGUAAUGGCGGAUGGUUGGUGUUUCGCGUCUCGUAGUACUAUUUAUAACCUAAAAUAUAGUACAAGUUUUCGGCGAUAUGUGCGCUAACGUUUCUUGGUUGUGUGGAUUGGUGCCGUUAAAUUUCACAAUUGUGCCAAUGACGUACGAACGCUACAUCGACUGAAAGUAUACUACUCUAAAUGAUAAUCAGUGAAAUGAUAUUGCACACAAAAUUUUGACAUUCACACUGCCGAGAUUUCGUAUUCGUUGCAAGUAGAGAAUGGUGCAUGCUGAACAUCGUCAAGUAAGCUGAAAGUGGACACAAGUGUGUAACUAACAAUGCAUGCAGUGUACAUAGUGUAGUACGGACAACAAAAUAAAUUCCCUGAGGGCUAUGCACACUUGGUCUUGAAAAUGACAGAAAGACGGAAGAAAAAAUCACAUAAUGGAUUCCUUCGGAAAGUGUCAUCCUUGUUUAAUCUUGAUACGGCUCACGUCACAUCACCAGAAAUGAAGCAGCCUUUGCAGGUAAAUGGCAUAGAAGGUGGUGGCACAGACCGUACGCAGGGUGAGGAUGGGUACAUAUACAUGACGGUGGUACUCUCGCGUGCGGGAGGAGCGGGGCUUGGCUUCAGCAUUGCAGGAGGGUCGGACAACCCUCAUGUGGCUGAUGACCCACACAUCUAUGUCACAAAACUCAUUCCCGGAGGAGCGGCUGCUGCCAGUCAGCUGCAGAUCAAUGAUGCAAUAUUACAGGUGAAUGAAACUAACGUCGAUAACGUUACGCAUGCUGAAGCGGUGGAUGCAUUGAAAAAAGCUGGCAAUACAGUGAGACUGAAAAUACGACGUCGCGCGACAGAAGAUACUUCUAAUGUUUUACAAGUAACGAAGCCCGAGGAAUCCGUAGAGAUCGAGUUAGUGAAAGGUGGCUCAGGUCUCGGGUUCAGUAUAGCGGGGGGUCUCGGCAAUCAACAUAUCCCAGGCGACAAUGGAAUCUACGUGACCAAGAUAAUGGCCGGUGGUGCUGCUCAUAGAGACGGCCGUUUGAGGGUCGGUGAUAAACUCCUAAUGGUCAAGAACACUUCGCACGGCGACGUGAACCUGGACAACGUGACGCACGAGGACGCGGUGGCGGCGCUGAAGGCCACCGGCGAGCGCGUGCUGCUGGUGCUGGUGCCGGGCCCGCGCCACGGCCAGCCCUCCCCGCGCACCUCGCGCGCCAACACGCCCACGAGAAUGACAAUUGAAAAUACUGAAACAGCGUCAAGCACAGCAAAUUCGCUGCGACGUGAAGAUGUGACGGACAGCAAUGAGGAGUCGAGGGUGGUGGAGCUGGAGAAGGGUCCGCAGGGGUUAGGGUUCAACAUAGUGGGUGGUGAGGACGGCCAUGGCAUUUACGUAUCGUUCCUACUGGCGGGAGGCCCGGCCGAGCGCUCGGGACAGCUUCGCCGCGGAGACAGACUGCUCGCAGUCAAUGACGUAGACAUUACUCACGCUACGCACGAACAAGCCGCUAAAGCUUUGAAGAGUACGGGACAGAAUGUAAAAUUAACAGUGGUGUACAGGCCUCAGGAAUACAACAAGUUUGAAGCGCGUAUUAAUGAACUGAAACAACAUCAUACACUACUGAGAACAUCCCAAAAACGAUCCCUCUAUGUUAGAGCAUUGUUUGACUACGAUCCCAUAAGGGACGAUGGUUUGCCGUCGAGAGGUCUACCGUUCAGGUACGGCGACAUCUUACACGUGACCAACGCUUCGGACGACGAGUGGUGGCAAGCCAGACGGCUUGACAAGUCGGAUUCAGACGCGAUAGGCAUCAUCCCAUCGAAGCGACGGUGGGAACGUAAGCAGAGAGCUCGGGAUCGCCAAGUCAAGUUCCAGGGACAAGGCACACCAGUUAGCACUAGCCAAUCAACGCUCGAAAGGAAAAAGAAAACGUUGUCGUUCAGCAGAAAGUUCCCAUUCAUGAAGAGUCGAGAGGACGGCAAAUCUGAAGACGGUUCAGACCAAGAACCUUUCAUGCUUUGUUACACGCAGGAGGACGCUAACGCGGACGGUCAAGAUGAAACGGUGCUAUCGUAUGAGACCGUACAACAGUUGACCAUAAGUUACACGCGGCCCGUCAUAAUCCUGGGCCCACUCAAGGACAGGAUAAACGACGAUCUUAUAUCUGAGUUCCCUGAGAAAUUCGGCAGCUGUGUGCCUCAUACAACCCGUCCUCGACGCGAUUACGAGGUGGACGGUCGCGACUACCACUUCGUAGCAAGCCGGGAGCAAAUGGAGCGCGACAUACAGAACCACUUGUUUAUCGAAGCCGGACAGUACAACGACAACCUGUACGGUACCUCCGUCGCAUCCGUCAGAGAAGUCGCUGAAAAGGGUAAACAUUGCAUUUUGGAUGUAAGCGGCAAUGCAAUCAAGCGAUUACAAGUGGCGCAGCUGUACCCUAUUGCCAUAUUUAUAAAACCAAAGAGCAUAGAGUCUAUAAUGGAAAUGAAUAAACGAAUGACUGAAGAACAAGCGAAGAAGACAUACGAACGUGCGCUAAAAAUGGAACAAGAAUUCGCUGAAUAUUUCACCGCGGUAGUGACGGGCGACACGCCGGAGGAGAUCUACGCCAAGGUGAAGGCGGUGAUCACGGCGGAGAGCGGGCCCGCCGUCUGGGUGCCGCGCCGCGAGCCGCUGUGAACCCCUCCCCCCCACUAGUGCCUCGGUGCCUCGCUCCCUUCCCCCCAGGUGCGGCUCACACGUUUUGUACCAAGUCCCGUGCCCCGCGCGAUCCAGCAAUAAGCAGUAGUGACCCGCGCCACCCGCCAUGUUAUACGUACGCUAAGCGUACGAUUUUCGCGUCUUUUUAGAAUUACGAUCAGACUUUCUUCAAUCACCGCUUGAUAGAUAGACCAUAUCGGAGUUAAUUUAGCGUUAAUGAGAUUUCUAAAGUUAAUGUAAAUUGUCACCAUGUGGAUAAAUUGUUGACCAAGAACUCGCUAAUGAUAGCAUUCACUGUUGUUCACUGUACUUACGCUUAUGUUUAUCGUGCAAAUUAUUAACGAGAACGUGUCGUCGAAUGCAAGUUUUAUAUCGAAUUAUUAUUUAAUUAUUUGACAAUGCCCACUAAUUGUGCUUCAAUUAACUGUAUAGUUAUUGUAUAUUUAAUAACAUUUUAAAAUGGUAUUAUACAUUUUAAUUUACUCAGGUUGCUAGAUACAAUUGGAAUUUUUCAGUGUUAAGAGUUUAAUAUAAUACAUUACUCAGAUAGUGGAUUAACGUAUGAGACGAGUCACGUGCACAGUUGAUGUUGACCGCCGACCGCUACAUAAAGUGUAUACCUACUAGUUAUGAUAGUUUCGCUGUGUAGUUGAACCCACCUCACGCAUGGCUAGUGUAAGACGUACAUAAUCAGGAUUAUUUGCUCAAGCGGCAAUCUAUAUCGUAUCGUAACCAUUGAAUCUCAUGACAUUUCUGUACACCGUUGUCCUCCUUGACACUUAGACGAGGUGCAAAGUUGUUUGUUGAUCAUUUUUAUAGUAAGCAAUUGUGUUAUAUGGUGUGAAAUGUCUCACCAAUUUAAUAGUGUUUGACAUUUAUUUAUUGAGAAUUUUAUUUUCUUACGGAAUAAUUGAUGCUCAUCUGCAAAUAUGGCACUAGAAGCGAGCAUGUAAUUAAGUUGCAAUAUACUCGUUACGUCUUAGUGUAUGCAUUGCUGAAAUUGUGCCCUUAAUAACAAAGUAAUAAUUACCCUGAGUAUUAUGUAUUUACAUUAGUAUAAAAAACGAUGCAUAUACUUUUAAAUAUUAAAAAAAACGUGGUACUUAAAUAUUUUAUUAAUAUGUUUCAAAUGUAAUGCGAAUGUUGAAGUAUUAAUUAAUUAACUCAUACAUGACAAAUGCUAAUGACGGUUAUUACAAAAUAUUUUAAACUUUGGACUCAGAAAGGCAUUACGGCAAACUUAGUUGGUGUAGGUACUAUUAGUAGGAAAGAACUGUUAAAUUGUUGAAUCCACCAAAGAGAUUUGACACUGUUUAUAUUAGCAAUAUUUGGCCAAGCACUAUUUACACGACGUUGAUUACACCCCUGUUUGUCGUGGUUCCUUUUUACGAUUUUGUUGUGUAAUGUAAAUAAUAAUAAUAAUAGACAUUUUAAUUUAUUUUUAAGAUUCUAUAUCAUGUAUUAACACCAUAGUCACGAAAAUGGUUUAUUUUUAAAGCUAUUUAUUUUAUCAUUUAUAAGUAGGUAUUUUAUUUAAUAAUAAAUUGAGUUUGUGCAAAUUAAGUGUAUAAUGUCUUUUUAACAUGUAGUUUAUAACAUUUUAAUCCACAUCCAUAUUUGCAGAUGUACAAUGUUUAUGAGUUAGUGAUGUUCAAUAGAAUAGUUUGAAUAAAAUUAUUUACGUUGAAAAUU